Messenger RNA from Exophiala mesophila, 1785 nucleotides. RefSeq lists its product as uncharacterized. The transcript has 3 exons. The coding region runs from base 1 to 1785 and encodes 594 amino acids. The record is from RefSeq and is a predicted model, not a curated record. NCBI's taxonomy places the organism in Eukaryota, Fungi, Ascomycota, Eurotiomycetes, Chaetothyriales, Herpotrichiellaceae.
AUGCGGCCUCAAGAGCACAACAUAACUUAUGACCUCCUUUCACGACUGGUGAGGCAAUAUGAAGCACUUGACGAUGUAUGGUCGCCGAGGUUUCUUGAAAUGAUCAUCUUACAAGCUCUUCCUGGCAGCCAAGUUGAAAGUUCCGCCAUGGACUGGUUCGCAGAACAAGGCGUCAAGUAUUUAUCAGUACCAACAGAUAUUUUGAUCACGAACUCAACGCUAGAGCUGUUCACCUUGCUGCCUUCCACAGAUACGAACCUGGAAACGGGCCCUUAUUUCUCUACGCUAAGUGAUGGUUGUAUCCAUGCAAGACGAGCAUAUCUACUCUAUGACGACAAUUUACAGGCCUUUACUCAAGCUAUAGCGCCUGCGCAACAUUCCGGCACUUAUAGUUCUGUUUCACUCUACAAUGGAAGAUAUCGAAACCUUCUUGUGCCGGUGCCCUCACGACUCUACAGCAUCGAUGAUCCUCGACCACUCGCAGGACUGCGGGUCGCAGUCAAAGAUCUCUAUGCCAUUGACGGUAUCGCAAUUACUGGUGGCUCAAAGGCUCAUGCUGCAGUAUACCCCGAGCGCAAUAAUACGGCCACGGCUAUUGCCCAACUCAUCGAAUUGGGAGCUGUGCUUGUUGGCGUCACCAAAACCAGUCAAUUUGCCUUUGGCAUCCCACCACGGCAUUGGAACGAUGAUCAAUACCCUUUUAAUCCUCGUGGAGACGGCCAACUUGCAACUGGAGUUUCGUCUGCAGGAAGCGGCGCAGCGAUCGCAGGGUACAGCUGGCUUGAUAUUACUAUAGGUAGUGAUACCAGUGGAAGUGUUCGCAUUCCAGCAUCCUUAGGAGGUACUUACGGUGUAAGACCAUCGUGGGGCGCGCAAGAUAUGUCGAAUAUACUGCCCCUCGGGCUACCAUUCGACACAGCUGGGUUCUUCACCCGAGACCCCCACCUAUUUUCGACAAUGGGUCCUCUCUGGUAUGACCAAGGGGAGGCUCCUUUCAACGAGACUUUCGCAUCAUUCCCGCAGAAGCUCCUCUACCCCGUCGACUACUGGCCACUUCGAAAUCCUGAUGCGCAGAGAAUAUACGACGAUUUCCUCAACGCUGUGAGCCGAGAGUUUGGAAUGGUUAGGAGUGAUGUCAACGUCACAGCAAUUCUAACUGAAUCCGACCUCCCAGUCGCAAAUAGCUCUGCAUCAAUUCUUGGCCUAUUUCAGACGAGCGUAGCCUACGAUUCGUAUCAUGGCAUCGGUGAAGCGCUGAUCGAGGGAUGGGAAGCCUUGUACCCAGACCGAGGAUAUCCACCAUUGGACAACGAAACCCGAUCCUGGUAUAGCAUUGGCCCUUCGAUCGGCGAAGACGCUUACAGCGCCAUGCUGCAGGGCAAGCAAGAGCUAGCAGACCUUUUGAACGGCAAUUUUUUUCAAGAGUCAGUUGAAUCUUGCUCUGAUGGAAUCAUGAUUCUGGAAACAGGAGCAAGCGGUUUACCAAACUAUCGAGAGGACUAUCUCAACGAGACGCCGGGGGCGGGCCCAAUGAUUCUAGAAAGACUACAGGAGUUCUUCUUGAACCCAGUGUUCCUGUCGCCAAUCACGGGAGGCCCGGAAGUCAGUAUCCCCAUCGGACAAGUCGAGUAUGAGAGCCCCAUCAGCCAGCAAACAGAGUAUUUGCCUGUCAACAUCAAUCUCCUCGCUCGUCCAGGCUGUGAUGGUAUGCUUUUUGCGCUCAUUAAAGCCUUGGCUGACAAGGGCAUCGUGAAGACAGUUCUGGCUGGGAGAACUGCAUACUAA